This is a messenger RNA of Hyaena hyaena (striped hyena), 1998 nucleotides long. It is a transcript of the gene CASP9, whose product is annotated as caspase 9. Gene Ontology annotation, biological process: regulation of apoptotic process; intrinsic apoptotic signaling pathway in response to DNA damage; proteolysis. Gene Ontology annotation, cellular component: cytoplasm. The record is from RefSeq and is a predicted model, not a curated record. The coding region runs from base 57 to 1412 and encodes 451 amino acids. NCBI's taxonomy places the organism in Eukaryota, Metazoa, Chordata, Mammalia, Carnivora, Hyaenidae. The transcript is spliced from 9 exons.
GCGGCCGAGGCCAGGAAGCGGACCGAGGCCGCCGGGGUCCCAGCCGUCGGGCCGCCAUGGACGAGGCUGACCGGCGGCUCCUCCGGCAGUGCCGGGUGCGGCUGGUCGGCGAGCUGCAGGUGGCCUCGCUCUGGGACGCUCUGCUGAGCCGCCAGCUCUUCACGCCCGCGAUGAUCGAGGACAUCCAGCAUGCAGGCUCAGGAUCCCGGAGCGAUCAGGCCAGGCAGCUCGUCAUAGAUCUAGAGACCCGAGGGAGUCAGGCCCUUCCUUUGUUCAUCUCCUGCUUAGAGGACACAGGCCAGAAUGCGCUGGCUUCAUUACUGAGAACGAGUCGGCAAGCAGAAAAGCAGAAUCCACAGGCCCUCAGACCCCUGGACCUCAUGCCUGUGAUGGUUGGACCAAUGGGCCUCAAACCAGAGGAGCUCAGAGGGAAGCAGGAUCCAUCAAAGCCGACUCGGGGAAAACUCACUCCAGUGGUGCUGGGGCCCGAGGAGCUCUGGCCAGCCAAGCUCCGGCCGGAGGUUCUCAGGCCAGAGGUGCCUAGGCCAGUGGACAUUGGUUCUGGACCAGUCAGUGAGAUCUGCGCUCAGGAAAUUUCAAAGCGAAAUGCUGAUUUGGCGUACGUCCUGAACGCGGACCCCUGUGGCCACUGCCUCAUCAUCAACAACGUGAACUUCUGCCCCAAGUCCGGGCUCACGGCCCGCACCGGCUCCAACAUCGACUGUGAGAAGUUGCAGCGGCGCUUCUCCUUGCUGCGCUUCGCCGUGGAGGUGAAGCACGACCAGACGGCCAGGCAAAUGGUCCAGGUGUUGGUGGAGCUGGCGCGGCGGGACCACGGUGCCCUGGACUGCUGCGUGGUGGUCAUCCUCUCUCACGGCUGCCAGGCCAGCCACCGUCAGUUCCCGGGAGCUGUUUAUGGCACAGAUGGGUUUCCUGUGCCCAUCGAGAAAAUUGUGAACAUCUUCAAUGGAACCGGUUGUCCCAGCCUGAGAGGGAAGCCCAAGCUCUUCUUCAUCCAGGCCUGUGGUGGGGAGAAGAAAGACCAUGGGUUUGAGGUGGCCUCCACAUCCCCCGAAGACGGGACCCCUGGCAGUGACCCCGAGCCAGACGCUGUCCCGUUCCAAGAAGGCCCAGGCAUCUUUGACCAGCCGGACGCCGUGUCUAGUUUGCCCACACCCAGUGACAUCUUUGUGUCCUACUCCACCUUCCCAGGUUUUGUCUCCUGGAGGGACACCAGGAGCGGCUCCUGGUACGUGGAGACCCUGGAUGGUGUUUUCGAGCAGUGGGCUCACUCUGAAGACCUGCAGACCCUCCUGCUCAGGGUCGCUAAUGCGGUUUCGCAGAAAGGGAUUUACAAGCAGAUCCCUGGUUGCUUCAACUUCCUCCGGAAAAAGCUUUUCUUUAAAAUGUAAUGAGGCCAGGGCCCCUGCACCCUUCGCCCCAGAACCUUCCUGCUCCGGGCCCAGUGGCGGCGGACAAUGGCGGCUGCCACUCUUGGACGGGGUUUGUGGCUCGUAGGGGGCCUGCUCUUUCUCCACGAGGGGCGGACAGGAUCCUAGCAGCUUGCAACUUGGAGACAGAGGACCAGCGACAGAGGAAGAGGAGCAGAAGAAAAGCAGGACACCACAGGACUCUCACCAGUGGCCUGUUCCCUGGCUAGUGGCUGUGGCCUGUGACCCCUGUGUGUUCUGUAGAGUAAGGCUUUUUAACCUCAGCCUGGUUGACAUCUGGGGCCCGAUGUCGUGGGGGCCGUCCCGUGCGUGGUGGGAUAUCGAGCAGCUUCCCUGGCCUCUACCCCCAGGUGCCAGUAGCACCUCCCCCUGCGUCGUGACGACCGAAAAUAUCCCCAGACAUUGCCUGGUGGGACCCCACUUGAGAACCACUGAUCUAUAGGAACCUUUGGUUACAAACAAGCUGGCAUCUCUCUUAAAUCAGCAAGUGUGGGGCUCCUGGAGUCUAAACAGCUGGAGUGUGCAGAUCCUAAAUGAAGUUUUAAAA